AUGGUUGCAAAAACAAAAACGACCAAAAUUACUUUAAAAAAAAAAUCUGUUAAGAAUGCAGGAAAAUUAGUAAAAUCAAAAGCAGUCAAAAUAAAAGGGAAAAAUAUGAAAACUAAGGCAGUUGUUUCCAAAUCAAAAAAAUUGAAUCCAAAAAAAUUGAACCCAAAAAAAUUAAUUAACAAAAAGGCCAAAUCCAUAAAGUCUAUAAAAUCUAAAAUUGUAAAAAAACCAGCAAAAAAAAACGUCAAAAAAAUGAUUAAAAAACAAAAAUAA
Messenger RNA from Plasmodium yoelii, 273 nucleotides. Its product is annotated as conserved Plasmodium protein, unknown function. Bases 1 to 273 code for a protein of 90 amino acids. The transcript has 2 exons. NCBI's taxonomy places the organism in Eukaryota, Apicomplexa, Aconoidasida, Haemosporida, Plasmodiidae. The record is from RefSeq and is a predicted model, not a curated record.